AUGGCGACAGAGUCCGAGGGCCAGGUCGUCUUUUGCGACCUGGAUGCGCCCGGGAGCAUCCACCUCAAGCCCGAACGGACGGGGAAGCAGGAGACCUUCAUGUUUGACACAGUCCUUCCCAGUAGCGCGGGCCAGGCGGCGGUCUACAACCUGAUCGGAAGUCCUGUCCUUCAUCGCCUGAUGAGUGGGUACCACGGCUGCAUCCUUGCCUUCGGCCCCACCGGAUGCGGCAAGAGCCACACCAUCUUCGGCAUGGAGUCUCGGGGCCUUCUGCCACGCAUCGCGGAGAAGCUUUUGGAGGCCGAGGUCGGAAGCCAGAAAAUCGUGAAGCUGUCAUACCUUGAGCUCUACAACGAGAAGGUGCGGGAUCUGCUGCAGCCCGACAUGCUAGAGCCUGGUAAGGUGAGUGCCUUGGAGGUGCGGGAGCAUCCGAAGGUCGGCAUUUUCGUGGACGGCCUCACGCGCAAUGCAGUGUCUUCCGUGGAGGAUGUUCUUCUUUUGCUGGAGUUCGGGCACAAGAUGAGAGUUCUGGGAUCCACCCACUACGGACAGUCUUCGCGAGCCCAUGCAAUUGCUACCCUUUAUGUGGAGCAGGUGCUGGAUUCGGAUGGUGCCAGCAGCGUGGCUUCCCUUCCGGGCCAACGCGUUCGCCGACAUUCCCAGCUGCAGGCAGUAGACCUGGCUGGUGCAGAGCGACUAGGCAGUGGGAGCCUGGCUGCGCUGGGGAAUAUGGUCUCCACGCUGUCGAGAGGACCGCAGAGCUUGGAGCAAGUGCCCUAUCGCAGCAGUAAGUUGACCUGUCUGCUCGCAAACUCGCUGAUGGGGAAUUGCCACACAUCUGUCGUGGCGUGCGUGUCGCCGAGGGCGAGCUACGAAGAGCUCACGGGGGCCACUCUGCACUUCGCCUCCCAGGUGCGGAAGAUCAAGACGCACGGGGUGAAGAACGAGGAGCUACAUGGAGACAUGGUCCAGUCACUGCGCACGGAGGUGAGCAUGCUGAAGCGCAGGCUGGCGCAGGGAGGCUUGGACCAGGCCCAAGCCAGGUCCCUAGAGGCGCAGCUUCGGUGUGAGCAGUACCUGCAGGAGGAGUUGGGCCUCAGUGCCGAGGAAGUGCAGGAACGGGCCAAGAGCGCUGAGCGGCUUCGCCGUCGGACCUUGCGGCAGCUGGGCCUGCGCUUCCCAGAGGUCUGCGAGGGCUGCGUGUCGAUCGUCAACGUGUCGGUGGACCCCUUGCUGUCGGGCCGUCUCACAUGGGCCAUGGCUCCGGGCGAGCAGUUCCGCAUCGGCAGUGAGGGCUGCGAGAUCUCGGUGGACGGCUUGGGGGUGGAGGCUGAGAUGUGCCGACUCCACUGCAGCGUCAACGGCUUGGAGGUGAUUCCUGUGCUGCCGGAGCCUGUUGAGCCCACGGCGGUCAAGGAUCCGGGCAGCCCCAUGCGCAGACGCCGGUCGCUCUUCAAGAAGGGCCAGGGCAUGGUCUUAGUGAACGGCACCUGGCUGGAGGGCCCCCACGCCCUGCACACCGGCGACCUGCUGCGAGUGGGCAGAAGCCACUUCUUCCGAGUGGUGAUCCCCGCGGAGGGUGAGACAGUGUCGCGCCGUGCCGAGGACGUGUCGGCCAUCGAGAGCACCUUCGGGGUGACCUUCGCUCAGGAUUCCCAGCGGUUGCGCGAGCGCGUCGCGGGAGACACUGAGAAGGUGCUUCAUGACCUCAAGAGCCUAAAGCUUGCGGUGGACGAGGCCAACGCCCUCACAGAAGAGCUUCGAGGGAACCAAGAGCUGGUCUUCAAGGGGAAUCUUCUCCUAGAUCCCUUGGAGAACGAGGAACCUUCCCUGGUUGUCUCGCUGCGCAGCGUUGACGGAGAUGCCCUGAGCAGAAGGAGCAAUCUGAUUGCCACGUGGAGCCUGCCGGAGUUUGAGGCUCGCCUUGAGGCGAUGCGCGACAUCUACGACGAGGUGCGGCUGAGGGACCUCCCCUGGGGCCAGCCUGGGGAUGUGGACCUCUGGCAGGCGCACAGCAAUAUCGUCGCUGUCUCUGAUGGCAGCCCACGUACCCGCACAUCGCGCACAGGCAGCCCCAGCCGCUUCACACCACGGGCCAGCAUUGACCGGCAAAGCUACGCCGCGCCUCCGGAGCCAUCCUUCGGGCCAUGCAGCACAUCGAGCCUACACCAGAGUGCACCCAGCUCACCCCGCGUGGCGCAGAUCAUGCAACAGCUCCCAGCGCUGCACGCCGAACUGGCCAAGGCGCACGAGGCGCAGGGGGUGCACGCUACAGAGCUGGAGGUGGUGCGCAAAGAACUGGAGGACCUUCGUCUGAGCAUUGCGCGUCAGACAACGUCCCCUGCUCGACGCCCCGGAGAUUCUAUUCGUCUCUCAGGCACUGUGGCAGAGGACACGAGUCAGCCAAAGCCUUCGCCGCGGAAGCUAUCUUCGCCCAAGCAGUCUUCGCCGCGAGAGCGGGGGCCCUGCAAGGUGAAGAUCUCGCCUCGCCGUUGGCAGUCUGCGCCGGGAGCAAGAACACCAGCCACACCAGUGGCAGUGGCAGUGGCCAAAGUGCAGGUGGCACCGCCUGAGGAGCCCUCACCGGUGUCGCCCAGCUUUUCACGCCUGCAUAGCGCGGAGGAGGGCUCCCAGCCAUCAGAACCGGUGCCUGGUUCCCUCCGGCAGAGUCUGAGUCAUUUGCCUCCCAGGUCCGCAGAGAGGGCGGGUAGCACCAUGACGCAGUCCAGCUCUCUGUCGGUGCCCGGCUCUGCGGUGCUGCGGCAGUACAGCGCCCCCGUGUCAGUGAGGACCCUUCCGCCGCGGCUGGUGGCAGGCUAUCCAAGUGUCGCACCUCCUCCCGCGCAAGUGGCGACGACCGUGGUGGGCUGGCCGUAUCCAGCAGGCCGCUCCAAUCCCGCCACGCCGCGAGUCCAGGUUGCUCCGCCGCGCUAUGUGCAGCCGGUGCUUGUGCCGACACCGAGGUCAUACCAGGCUACGCCCAGCUACACGGCUCAGGUGCAGAGCGCCAGGUCUCAUUCAUCGAGCCCGAAUCCUCAUGGCGCCUCCGUAAACCUUCGGCCGCCAGAGGAGCCAUUCGCAGCCCGAGCCACACCGCCAGUGCCAUCCGUGCCGCCUCGGGUGGCCUCUCCAGCCGUCACCGCUGUUUCGACCCCGCGAUUCACGAACGAGGUGGAUGCCAUGGCGCAAGCUGCAGCGCAGGCAGUGGCCAAGGCUGCUCCGGGCAUGAGCAUUGUUGUGAGACCCGUAUCUCAAACACAGGCGGCGAUGCUGGCGAAGAGGCAUGCCACGCCAGCAGAGGACGCUUCCUGCCCCUUUUGCCACCAGAAGAUCUUUGCCGACGCGGUGUUUUGCCGCCACUGUGGCGGAAAGCUUCGGGAGGAUCCGGAUGCCUCCAAGGCACCGGACUUGAGGAGCUGUCAAGUUGAGAUCGCCGGGCUCAAGAAGCAGGUCUCCGAGCGGGUAAACAUGGAGAGCAUCGAGGGGCCCUUCCAGCUGAAUCCCGGCGAGGAGGCCGACGUUCAUGGAACGCGACAUCUCAAGCUGCAGACGAUCUUCGAGGACAGCCGGAACAGCCUCAUUGAGGAGCAGAGGUACUUCUUGGCCAACGAGUGGAACACCACCAAGCCGUACACUCGCCUGAAAUGCGGGUUCAGCGACCGGGGCCACACCAACGUGUUCACCCUGGAGUACGACAUGCUUUGUCCUAUCACCUUGCCUCACUCCGCCGGUGUCCACAUGCUGGUUUUGACCCUUCGGACCUGGUAUACAUCCAUGGUCUCCUGCGUGAUGCACAUCGUGUCCGCGCGGGAUUUGCCCUUCGCCACGCAUUCCAUGAUUGUGGAGAACACCCUUACGGUGAGCGUGCGUGAAGAGGACCUGCUAAGAAGUGAGGCCUGCCCGAUUUGCUUAGAGACCUUCCAAGUGGGCGACAAGGUGCGGCGGCUGCCGUGCAUGCACUGCUUCCACAUGGUGGGCGGCGAGCCUUCCUCCUCGCAGGGCCGGCACUGUAACAUUGACAAGCACCUGGUGGUGAACAAGCAGUGCCCCGUCUGCAAGACCCCGAUUGACAUCAUGGAGCGGCUGGAAAACGACCGGAACUCCACCGUUGUGUCCAGCGAGAGCACAAUGGCCAUUACCAGCGGGACUGCAGAACCACCAGCACAGCCCCAGGCGACAGAAGCCAGGCCCGCGCCGGCGCCGGCGCCGACCGCGUUGGAGGCGGCCGAGACUUCGGAGUCCAGCCCAAGACUGCCGGAGCAGGCAGCCGAGUUGGAGAGGGUGGUGAGAAGCUUGCAGUCCCGAUGGCUUCAAAUCCAGGAUGUGGUGGCCGGAGUGCAGCAGAUGCUUCACUACAUCGAGGACAGCCACACCGCCUUGAGCUCACGUACAGGUGACGCAACUGCUCCUGUUGCUCCUCAGCCUGCUGAUCCUGUUGCCCCUGCUCCUUUGGAGGUGCCUGAAGUGGCGGAGCCGGAGGUAGUGCGGGAAGUGCAGCAGGCGCGAGACGAGAAACUGGGAGAGCCGCGAUUUCGAAGCGCCAUGGGCACCUUAGCACAGACCCUGUUCCUCCGAAGCCGCCGCGUGCUGCUGGGCCGCUGGCGCUCCGGGCCCUUCGCGCACCGCGUCACCGGACUGCUCGGCUGCGCCCCAGGCCCGCCGGAAGUUGCGGCUGCGGCCAUUUGCCACUCCCUGGGGGCCAAGGCCGAGAUCUCGCGGCUGCGGCGGAGGGGAAGAUUCACCUUCCAGGAGCUCGAUGAAGCGCACCCUGCCGCACAGCAGCUGGGCAACGCCUACACGGAGCAUCAGCUCCUGUACCGAGUAGCUGAAGAUGAAGACUUCAAAGCUGUGGACACGCCGGACUUUGAGAUUCUAGGAUGGUUCGGGCGAGGGGAGAUUCCCUUCGACGAGAUGCCGGAGGACGACAGGCACUGGUAUGAUCAGAUCUUGUUCGAGGACCAGCGUCUCCGAGGGCAUUUCACUUUUCAAGGCACCUCAUUGGUGGCUCACGAGUUGGAGGAGGUGUCAGCCGCUGAAGGCCUCUGCGAGGUUUUGGGCUCGGAUGCCUCGGUGUUGCUGCACAACGCCCAGUGCUCCAAGAGCCGGGCCCUGCAGGAGGCGUUGGUGUCUGCAGGCCACAACUUUACUGAGCGGAGGUACUUGGAGGAGCCUUUGACCCUGAGCGAGCUGGAGGUGAUUUUUGCUCGGCUGAAGGCUGCUGAUGCAUCCUUGGAUCCCCGUGCUCUGUGCCGUUCAGAGGUUGAUGGGGAAGUUCUGGAGGCCAUUGCGCAGAAGCCGGAGCUGCUGCAACGACCAGUGCUGGUGCAGGGCCUGCGAGCAGCUUUGGGGCGCCCUACGCCCGCAGAUGCGCUGCGCCUGCUGCAGAUGUAG
Effrenium voratum is the source of this 5391-nucleotide messenger RNA. The record is from the annotation of a GenBank genome assembly. NCBI's taxonomy places the organism in Eukaryota, Dinophyceae, Suessiales, Symbiodiniaceae.